CCGACAGCUGUUUUCCCAUUUGUUUUAUAUUGGAGACCUAUGACUCUUCAAAAUAUUAGUGUUGAAAAGACUGAAGAAUGAUGGCUGUGGAGGCAAGCUUGAGAAUAAUGACCAGGGUCUUCAGGAGAGAAUGUCACAGGGUUUUAGACUCUGAGAGGACCACCAUUCAAGGGGCCGAUGGGAUGCUGAUGGUCCUACAGCUUGCUAUGGCUGAGGUUAACAAGCAGGAACAUGGAGACUUUGGUGCAGCUUUGAGUGAAGCGUUGGCUGCCUGGAAAUACUUCCUUCUGGAUAAGCUCCAGCUAUCCCACAAAGAUAUGCCCCUUCCGCCAAACUAUGACCUCAUACGAAAAGAGUAUGACUGCUUUUUGAAACUUACCAAUACUGUGGACUUGAUUGACGUCUUCAUUAUGUUCAAGGAGCUUCGGAUGAAUGAGGAUCCAGAGGAGCCUGUAACCGCUAUGCAGAUGUUUGAGUUUCUGAGUGGUGACAUUCAGAGCUCAGCGAAUGUGGAUUUUCUUCCUUUGUGCCCAGCAACUCCAUCUAAUAAGGCUGGAAUCUGCAGUCCACAGAUACAGAGAGUUGUCAGGAGAGUUUUCUGUUCAUAUCUAGGCCUUUUGAUAAACUCCAAGAAUGACCUGGCUGUUGCAUACACUCUAGACAAUCCCAGUCGUUCUUUAGGACACAUUGCCUUCACUGACCUCAGGCAUGCUGCCCGCAACAGCACCUCAUCUCUUUUCCUGACAGUGACAUCGUUUGUCAGAGCCAUACAGCUAGGAGGAAAGGGGUACGCUCCACCUGAGUCUGACCCAUUAAGGAAGCAUGUAAAAGGCCUAACAGAAUUUAUAAAUUUUGUCGACCAGCUUCAAGAAAUCUUAGGGGAAACCUCUAAUCCAAUAGAAGCUGGAUUUAAGCUGGUGACUAGUAUUAGAACUGCUCUGGUCAAAGGCCGCAGUGGUGGAGACCCAGUGUAUGUUGCAGCAGAUGGCACAGCCAAGGAGCUCAAGGAAAAAAUAAGUCAAAUACACGCCACACAGACACAGUCAGCAAUUGGCACAGGGAUCAGUCCAGCAAGGCCCAAAGCUUAUGCUAUUAACCAUUCCACUGCGUAUGGGGGCCGAGAGACUGUCAAGGUUCUGAUUGCCCUGUUGGAUGAAGAGGCACUAGCGCUGCCCUGCAGGAACAAGGCAGAACUGCUCUCUGAAGACCAUGCUGUUCUUAAUGGGAGUACCGGAGCUUGUCUCCUCACUCUAUACAAAUCUCCAGAUGCUCCCACGGGAUCUUCUCCAAAGCCUUUAUUGAACCGCGUCUGCAGCCAACAAGAACAUAUCGUAUCCAAGACACUGCGGCCAACCAUCCGCUCUCAGUUUGCUUGUACUUACAAACAUGAUGAUCUGCCCCUCAACCGGGUGUUGGAGUUUCCCAGUACCAGUCAGCUUCCCACCUGUGUGCACCCUGCACCCAAACAAACCAACUCUGCAACUAUGGAGGAAGAGCAGGACCCCCCUGGGAUGGAUGACAGACUCUCAGUGAAUAUGGACUCUGAGGCCACUAUCAUGAGGCGUGAAGGUCCCAGCCAAUCCGCUCUGGGGGAACAUAGUGGAAAUGCUUGGAACAGAGCAGGUGGGAAGAAGAUCCAGCCAGCACAGCACAGAAGAGCAGCCGAGACAUCCAAGAGAAAGCUUGCCAACAGGGAUUGCACGGAGCAGGGAAGCGAAGAGAACCAGCCCCCUCAAAAGAGACCCCCUGCCAAAGUUCCCAAUGGAGGUCCAGGGAAAAAGAACACUAAAACUGCCAGCAAAAAGCUCAUCGUUGGUCAGGGUCAGAACAUAAAGUGUUCAAUCAGUGGAGAGGAACAAGAAAAUGAACUUUGGGAUGCUUACGGUCCAUGUUCUUCCUGUUCCCAUCACCUGUGCUACGCCGCUCAUCUCUCGCACUGAAUUCAUCCAGAGCAUAAUCCAUUUCACGGAGAGGCAGCACAGGGAAUGUGCUUGGGAAGGCAAAGUUGGCCUCCCUACCAGUAGACCCCUUUAUCCC
Molecule: messenger RNA, 2037 nt
Organism: Xyrauchen texanus (razorback sucker)
Lineage: Eukaryota; Metazoa; Chordata; Actinopteri; Cypriniformes; Catostomidae
Product: PCNA-interacting partner-like
Exons: 12
Coding region: 78-1940 (620 amino acids)
Biological process (GO): negative regulation of double-strand break repair via homologous recombination
Cellular component (GO): chromatin
Source: RefSeq, a predicted model, not a curated record